UUUUAUAUCAAAUGAAAUCAUUAAAAUAAUUGAAGAAAUUGGUCCAAAAAAAUUUAAAGCUGUUGUUUCAGAUGGUGCCGCUGUAAUGCAGCUAGCAAAAAGUCUUGUUGCUCAAAAAUAUCCUCAUAUUAUACCAAUUCGUUGUAUCGCUUAUCAUAUUCAACUAAUAGCGGCAGAUAUUAUUAAGAAAACUUCUUUUGGAUUGCAAGUUCUUUCAAAAUGUCAAAAAUUCGUUACUUACUUUCAAAAUUCACAUGUGCCUGUUGCUUAA
Molecule: messenger RNA, 271 nt
Organism: Cetraspora pellucida
Lineage: Eukaryota; Fungi; Glomeromycota; Glomeromycetes; Diversisporales; Gigasporaceae
Source: the annotation of a GenBank genome assembly